AUGGCCGCAUUCCCCUGCCAAAUAUGUGGCAAAACGUUCCUCACUCUGGAGAAGUUCACUGUUCACAGUUAUUCCCACACCAGGGAGCGCCCGUUCAAGUGUUUGCAGACCGACUGUGGCAAAGCCUUCGUUUCCAGAUAUAAAUUGAUGAGGCAUAUGGCCACUCACUCGCCGCAGAAAUCUCAUCAGUGCACUCAUUGUGAGAAGACGUUCAACCGGAAAGACCACCUGAAGAACCACCUCCAGACCCACGACCCCAACAAGAUGGCCUAUGUGUGCGAAGAGUGUGGAAAGAAGUACCACACCAUGCUGGGCUACAAGAGGCACAUGGCCCUGCAUUCAGCCAGCAGCGGGGACCUCACCUGUGGGGUCUGCGCUCUGGAGCUGGGGAGCACCGAGGCGCUGCUUGACCACCUCAAAGCCCAUGCAGAAGAAAAGCCCCCACCUGUACCCAAGGAGAAGAAGCACCAGUGCGACCAUUGUGAGAGAUGCUUCUACACCCGGAAGGAUGUGCGACGCCACCUGGUGGUCCACACAGGAUGCAAGGACUUCCUGUGCCAGUUCUGCGCCCAGAGAUUUGGGCGCAAGGAUCACCUCACCCGUCACACCAAGAAGACACACUCGCAGGAGCUCAUGAGAGAGAGUAUGCAGGCCGGAGGAGACCUUCUGAGCAACUUCCACACUAUGGAGCCUUCAUUCCAAGUGAAGGCUGCUCCCAUGUCUCCUUUCCCGAUAGGAGUUCCUGCCCAGGAUGGGCUUGUAGGUAGCUUGCCACCCGAGGUUCACAGCCUCACCCUUGGGCCUCCAGAACAGGCCAUCCAGCCUAUGCCACCACCACUGCCAGAGCCCAUUGUCUCUCUGCACCCCAUGGUAGCACCAAGCUCUCCUCCUGAAGUCUUUCAGAUUCCUAAGUUCACCACCAGUGCUACCUCAUACCCUAUACUUCCUAGCCUGCCUUUCAAAGCAGAUACUAAAGGGUUUUACAACAUCACUUUCUUUGAGGACUUGCCUAUGCAAGAACCUCAGCCACCUCACAGGUUCAACCUAGGUUUUGAGCUGGCUAAUGGAGAGCUCCUUCCCGGGGAGCUGGUGGCAGAUGCUGUGAAUCUAACAAUCCCUGCCGCUCUCGACAUAUCCUCCCUGUUGAGUUUCUGGCAGUUUGUCCCUCCUGCUCCCCCAAAUGUCUUUGGAGACAGCACUAUCACUCUGGGGCCUAUGGAACCUCUGCCCCAUACAUUUGCCUAUCUGGAGCAGCAGCAGCCACCACCGCUGCCGCCGCCACCACCACCCCCACCACCUCCACCGCCCCCACCGCCCCCCCCACCACCACAGCCACAACCACCACAGCAGCAGAUACAUCUGCUUCAGGGGCAGCCGCAGAUACAGCCGCAGCAGCAGAUACAGCUGCCGCAGGGGCAGCAGCAGAUACAGCUGCCGCAGCUGCAGGAACAGCAGCUGCAGGAAGUGCAGCUCCAGCAGGGGCAGCUGCAGGAGGUGCAGCUGCAUGAGAUACAGCUGCAGGAGGCACAGCUGCAGGAGAUGCAGAUGCAGGAGGGGGAGAUGCAGGAGGGGGAGAUGCAGGAGGGGGAGAUGCAGGAGGAAGAGCUGCAGGAGGAGCAGCUGCAGGAGGGGCAGCCACCAGAAGCCCCAGUGGCUGUGGGCACCGUGAAUCUGGGCCAGCUCCCCCUGCCCCCGAUUCCCCCUGUCUUUACAAAUGGCACCACCACUGCCAUCCUGCCUCAUUUCCAUCAUGCCUUCAGAUAAAUAAUCUUUAAAAGCAAAUUUUUCUGAUUGCGGAAGAUGUUUUAAGAAGCAUUUUAAACAUCAGUUAUGAUACAAGGAAAGAUGUAGAAAACAGGAAUGGGAGUAUGGUGUAUUCAGUGAUGACUUGUCUUAAGAGAAUUCUCGAAUUGCAUGUAUUGUGCCAAUCUGUCCUGAGUAUUCAUGCUUUGUACCAAAUUUAAUGAGUGCGUGUUCUUUAAUCAAACUGCAAAUAUUGUCAUAACCAACAUCGAAAAUGACAGCUGCUAUAUAUAAAUGUUUGUCAUAUUGAGUUUAAUUGUAAGCCAUGAUCAUCAUGUUAACUAAAUAACUUUUUAUGUGGCACUGCCUAGUAUGGAAAGGCUUGGACUUCUCCAAGUUGGGAGAACAACUUUUUUUUUGCUUUUGCUUUUUUUUUUAAUAAGAAUAUAACCUUUAUAUGUAUGCUAUAUUACAACUAAGCUGUGUAUCUCUCUGUUCAGGGAUUUUUCUACCUUUAGGGUUGAACGUAGUUUAGUUACUAUUACCAUAGCCAACCUGUAGUUUUAGAGAAAGAAAAUCCUUGUGAAACAAUAGGUUCCUCCAUUUUUAAGCAUUUUAAAUGUAGUUUGAAUAUUUUCCAUAUGAUGCUGCAAUGUGAGUUAUUACUUCAUUUAUCUUAAAGACAAAACUGGUUGUCAGUUACAUCUGCCUGAAAAAAAAAUCACUGUGUAACCAGGUUAAGUGGUAAAAUAAUCCAGGCGUCAGUCAAAGACAUUGUGCUGACUAUAAUAUCGAUUAUAUUUUUAACAGGAAUUUAAAAAUAUUACUGGAAUUUAUAUAUUAAAUGAGUUUUCUUUGCCUAGCUUAAACUACUAUUCAAGCUGCUUAAGUUCCUAAGUAUUGUUUUUAAUCACCAAUAGAUAAGUGCAUUUGUAAUUCAUCAUUUUAAGCCAUUAUUAGCAUUUACUCAAAGAGGAUUACAUUUUACAAUGUAAUUGUACCUGUAAUCUCUGUCUCUGAAAUCUCUUUCUCUUGAGGAUUACAUUUUACAAUGUAACUGUACCUGUAAUCUCUGUCUCUGAAAUCGCUUUCUCUUGAAUAUGGUAUCUUAUGAGUUUUUGACAUGUAAACUGUAACCUUUUAAAAACCUUUGUAUUUUGUUUAGAGGUUUUCUUUUCCAUAAACAUGUAUCUUACAUAUAAUAAACUUUACAUAUCUU
Messenger RNA from Marmota flaviventris (yellow-bellied marmot), 2962 nucleotides. The record is from RefSeq and is a predicted model, not a curated record. NCBI's taxonomy places the organism in Eukaryota, Metazoa, Chordata, Mammalia, Rodentia, Sciuridae.